Microcebus murinus (gray mouse lemur) is the source of this 5153-nucleotide messenger RNA. The record is from RefSeq and is a predicted model, not a curated record. Lineage: Eukaryota; Metazoa; Chordata; Mammalia; Primates; Cheirogaleidae.
UACAGGCGUGAGCCACCAGCGCCCGGCCAUGGUGAGCCAAUUUCCUAAUGGACAUUCCGAUCAGGUUUGGAUGAAGACUUGCAGUGCUAAUAAUCCCUCGUUUCCCUGCUCCGAAAUAAGCAGACCAGGUACUUAAAACGAAACUUUGAGAAAGGGCUGGCAUCAGGGAGGCUGGAUUCGCCUACCACAGUGAAUCAGGCUGUCACGACACAUCUUCAAUGCCCUGGUGUCAACGUCCUGGAAAAGGGCCUCCAGGCUCCCUGCCCUUUCAGGUUGGUGCUGAGGCCAGAUACAAAGGCUGACGGCCUCCUCCGCACAGCGGACUCUGACCUGGGGAAAGCCGGCAGGGAGCCUUCCCCCCGACUCGAUCGCCCUCAUUCAGCCAGCCAAUGGCCGUGGAGCGGGGGCGGGACCACAGGGCAUCAGGCCAAUGGAAGUGCGGCAGGGAUGCAGGGAGCGCCUUGGUCGCAAGGCUGCUGUGGGUUCGCAGCCCCAGCCCGGCCUGAUGUGGGAACCUGUGGGAACUGAGGCGUGCGCGGCGGCGCUUGGUGGCGCGCUCUUCCUGCUGCUGUUUGCGCUGGGAGUUCGCCAGCUGCUGAAGCAGAGGCGGCCGACGGGCUUCCCCCCGGGGCCGCCGGGGCUGCCAUUUAUCGGCAACAUCUACUCUCUGGCCGCUUCAGCCGAACUUCCCCAUGUCUACAUGAGAAAGCAGAGCAAGGUGUACGGCGAGAUCUUCAGUUUAGAUCUUGGAGGCAUAUCAACUGUGGUUCUAAAUGGCUAUGAUGUGGUAAAGGAAUGCCUUGUUCAUCAAAGUGAAAUUUUUGCAGACAGACCAUGUCUUCCUUUAUUCAUGAAGAUGACAAAAAUGGGAGGCUUACUCAAUUCCAGAUAUGGCCGAGGAUGGGUCGAUCACAGAAGAUUAGCUGUAAAUAGCUUUCGCUAUUUUGGAUAUGGACAAAAGUCUUUUGAAUCUAAAAUCUUAGAAGAAACCAAUUUUUUCAUUGAUGCUAUUGAAACAUACAAAGGUAGACCCUUUGACUUUAAACAAUUAAUAACAAAUGCUGUUUCAAACAUAACCAACCUGAUAAUUUUUGGACAGCGAUUCACUUAUGAAGAUACUGAUUUUCAGCACAUGAUUGAGUUAUUUAGUGAAAACGUGGAAUUAGCUGCUAGUGCCUCAGUCUUCCUUUAUAAUGCCUUUCCAUGGAUUGGCAUCUUACCUUUUGGAAAACAUCAACAGCUAUUCAAGAAUGCAGCUGUAGUCUAUGAUUUUCUCUCUAGACUUAUUGAAAAAGCUUCAGUCAACAGAAAGCCUCAGUUACCUCAGCAUUUUGUUGAUGCUUAUUUAGAUGAGAUGGAUCAAGGUAAAAAUGACCCAUCAUCUACUUUCUCCAAAGAAAACCUGAUUUUCUCAGUGGGUGAACUCAUCAUUGCUGGAACUGAAACAACAACUAAUGUGCUACGGUGGGCAAUUCUUUUCAUGGCCCUUUAUCCUAACAUUCAAGGACAAGUUCAGAAAGAGAUUGAUUUAAUAAUAAGCCCCAGUGGGAAGCCUUCUUGGGAUGACAAAUGCAAAAUGCCUUAUACUGAGGCAGUGUUGCAUGAAGUUUUAAGAUUCUGUACUAUAGUUCCAUUAGGGAUUUUCCAUGCAACCUCUGAAGAUGUAGUUGUGCGUGGUUAUUCCAUUCCUAAAGGCACAACAGUAAUUACAAAUCUUUAUUCUGUGCAUUUUGAUGAAAAAUACUGGAAAGACCCAGAAGUGUUCUAUCCUGAACGAUUUCUGGACAGCAGUGGAUAUUUUGCCAAGAAGGAAGCUUUGGUUCCUUUUUCCCUAGGGAGAAGACACUGUCUUGGAGAACAGCUGGCUCGGAUGGAAAUGUUUUUGUUUUUUACAGCAUUGCUUCAACGAUUUCAUUGGCAUUUCCCACAUGAACUAGUUCCAAAUCUAAAGCCUAGGUUAGGCAUGACAUUGCAGCCCCAACCCUAUCUCAUCUGUGCUGAAAGACGCUGAAAGUACAUGGACAUUUGGAGGAAAAAGAAUGUUAAUGUAAACCUGACAAAAAUCAUAAAAGACAUAGAUUCAUAAACUGUGAAAUGUAGAAGAGCUUUAACCUCAAUGUGUUCAUUUUAUAGCCAAGGAUACAGGAGUUCAAACAAGGGAAGUGAUUCCUCUAAUUCAUGGCAGAGGUAUGUUUUAUUUCAUUCCAUGUUCUUUUUAUUCAAACAUAGUUUAUAUUAUACUUUACAACUUAUAAGGUUUUUCAUAUACUGUCAGCUCUUGACUAUUUGGAGUCAAUUAACUAUGGUAAAAUUGAAUACUACACUUUUAGAAAAAUAAAUUAACACGAAUUAGUAAGUAAUCCAUAAUGGAAAGUAUCUAUUUUUUGAAAUUACAUAAUAACAGAUAUAUUGCAUCUGUGCAAUGGGAAUGCCUUCUCUCUCACCAGUCAAUGAUGAGCUACUAAUUUGAAUGUUGGAAAUCUAACUGCUGAUUCAAGAUGGCAAGUGAGCACACUUAUUUCUCCUUAGAUAUCACUGAAGGAUAGAUCAUAAGGAUAGAAAAAGGAACAAAGGCCUUGAGAAUAGGGGUGGAGGACAAUGUUAGUGGAUCAAAUACUUUCAAGUUCUAGAAGAUAGAAGGUGAAUGGAAAAACAUUGAAGGAACCACAUAUGAAGGAUUCCAUAGAUGAAGCCUGAGGUAGAGAUGGGAGGAUUCUUCACAGGAUAGCUACAAAGAAAAUCAGAUAAGGAGAGGAGUAGGUAAGGAGAGCAAAAGUGGAAAGAAAUCAAGUUGAUUGGGAUAAACAGCUGAACAAUUUGCCCCUGUUCCUACUCUGAUUCCUCCUCUUAUUUGUGCAGCUAUAGAACUUGCCCCCAGUGUUGAAAUAAAAGUCUACAUAAAUUGAGUACCUAUGCCCAGAGAUGGUGGUGCUCCUAUAUGGAAUUUAUGCCCUAUGUUGAGGGUCUCCCUUAUUUUGUCUGAUUUUGUACCUAUAGUUCUAUAUCACCCGAACUAUUAAUCAGGUGUGAGAGUAAGUUUCAAUGAACCGAGUGAUUACUGGAGAAACAUCAGCAAAAAGACUACCAUUGAGCAUUGAAUUUAACUAUAGAACUAAGAAAAAGGUGGCAUAAGUGUGACAAUAAUAUCUAAAUGUUUUAUACUCUGACUGUAGAAAUAAUGCAUCUAACAAAAAAUGAGAAGUGAAAUAAUAGGACAUAGAAUAACUUCUUUGAUUGCUUCAUAUAGUUGGGAGUCAAUGGAUAUAAUUUAAAUCUGACAAAUCAAGCAGCAGAAGUGUAAGCAUAUUGAGGUGUACAAAAGUAAAAGAUAAUAUUGCCUAAAAUUGAGUAGUGAGUAUAGGGAAGAAGAGUGGGUACAAACUAUUUUUUUAUUCAUAGAAGAGAAACAGAUACUAUAAAGAAACAAGGUCCAAAAACAUAAGAAUAAAGAUGGUCACUUAAAGAAACAAAUCCUACUAAAUGUCAGGAACACUAAAAUAAAUUUUUUAGAAAAAAGAAAAAAACAUGAAUUAAGCCCCCCAUACAUGUGAACAAAUGUAAAUGGGCUUAUCUCACCUAUUAAAUAAAUGUAUUCAUGUUUGAUUACAGACCAAAUCCAAUGCUAUAUUAUGUUAUACAGAAGAGAUAACUAAAACAUAGGUUAAAGGUUAAGAAUAAAAGGAUGGGCAAAGGCAUACUGGCCAACAAAAACUAAAAGGAAAUAGAAGUCAUGCUCUUAGUAAAACAAGGUAGAAAUCAAGCCAGAAAGCAUAAGCGAGGCAAAGAAGUACACUUUAUAUUCUAAAGACUGUAAUUCAUAAUGAAGUUAUAGUGUACCAAAUAACAGCCCAACUUUCAUAAAGCAGAAAUUACAAAACAUGCAAGGAGAAAUAUGCUGAAGUACCUUAAUACUAGGAGACUUUAACUUCUCUCACUCUGAGACGUCAAGUGAACAAAAAAUGAUGAUAUGGAAGUCUUAUGCUACAUAAUCAGUAAGUCUGAUACAUAUCAGAUUUUAUACUUGAUAAUGGAGUAUGCCAUUAUCUGUAAUCAAACAAUUGUUACAAGUGCCAUGAUACAUAUCAGAUUUUAUACUUGAUGAUGGAGUAUGCCAUUGUUUGUAAUCAAACAGUUGUUACAAGUGCCAUGUAACAUUCGUGAAAGUUGAGCAUAUAGUGGACCAAAAGUGAACUUCAAUAAAUUCCAAAAGUAUAAAACAUUUCAUUCUCUGAAAAUAAUGCAAUAAGAAUGGGUGUUAAUAGCAAAAUAAACCCCAAAACAAAAUUUCCGUUAUAUCUUGGAAAAAAAAGACAACUAUGAAAUAGUUGGGCAAAGGGGAAAUGUAAACCAAAAUUGCAGAAUUUCUAGAAAAAUUUAAAACUACACAUCAGAAUCUAUGGAAUCUAGCUAAAGUGGUCCUCUGAAGAAAGCUCAUAGCCCUAAAUACUUAUUUCAGUGGAAAAAAAAAAUGUUGAGAAUGAAUUAAGCAUCCUGUUUUUUCAAAUUAGGGAAAAAGACAGCAAACCAAAGGAAAGCAGAAGGAAGAAAUUAUAAAGAAGUUAUAAAUUCCUGUUUUCCAGCUGGAACCAUGAAGGUUCCUGCUUUGCUGGAAACCCUUAAGAAAAAGUGAAGUAAUUUUAAAGAGCUGAAGAUCAAGUACCUAAGAAAGAAGUUUGACCAAAAAAUGUUUCAGAAGACAAGGAGGAAGCCUAUCUAUGAAAAAGCUAAGCACUAACACAAGGAAUAUUGGCAGAUGUACAGAACUGAUACUCAAAUGGCUAGGAGAGCAAAAAAAGCUGGCAACUUUUAUGUACCUGCAGAAUCCUGUAGGUAUUUGUUAAUUAGAAACAGAGGUACCAAUGGUAUAAGCCCAAAGUUCCAAAAGGUGUUGCAAUUUCUUUGCCAGAUCUUAAAUGGCACCUUUGUUAAGCUCAACAAAGCUUCAGCUAACGAUUGUAGAACCAUAUAUUGCAUGGUUGUACCUGAAUAUGAAGUCAGUAAAUGAACUAAUCUAGAAGCUUGGCUGUGGAAAAAUUAAUAAGAGAAUUGCUUUGAUGGAUUACACUCUGCUUAAUCUCUUGGCCAAUAUGGGAUCAUCUGCAUUGGAGAGUCUGAUUCAUGAAAUCUAUACUGUUGGAAAAUGCUUCAAAGAA